GGAAAACAGAGAAAGGGAGGGAGGCAGGACCAAGGGGGAGAGAGGGAAAAUUCACAGAGAGAGAGAGAGAGAGAGAGAGAGAGAGAGGGAUUGGCAAAAGGAAGAGAAACUGCUAGAUUUUCGAAGACAAGAAUAAAGAGACAGUUGGUCCAAAGGUUCCCAGUGCCACUAGAGGGAUGACGGGGCUGGCAGACGGCGCAGUGAUGAUGAUGGUGCCUGACGGACACGGAGGAUCGUAGGAGCGGCGCGGACUUGCUCCGGAAUUACAGUUCAGCCGAAGCGCUCCGGCGUCUUGGAAGCGGCGGUUCGCUUUGGAGCCGCCAGAUCCGGCUCGGAGAAGCGAGGGAGAAAAGGCUUAGAGCUCCGGGGCUGAGGAGGACAGGAGCGCAACGGGGCCGUUUUAAAAAGGCUGUCAGGAAGACGAGGAGGUGAUCGGAGGAUAGCAGUGCAGAGAAACCGCUACCACUCAGCAUCACGCCUCCUCUUCCUUUUUAGAAGGAGUGUGGGGUAGGCCUUAGAGGAGAAGCACAGGGAGGGAGCAACCGGGCAGGCGGGCGGCAUGGCCCCCGACGGCGUGGCGGAGCUCCGCGACUGGCUCUUCUUACUGCUGCUCUGCCUGACGCUGCUGGCCGAAGUGCUGGAGCUGGCAGCGGCAGCGGCGGAGGCGGCGCAGGAGGCAGAGCGAGAGGCGGAUGUGGCGUGUCCCGCCGUGUGCCGCUGCGACGAGGGCUUCAUCUAUUGCAACGACCGUGGCCUGAGCAUCAUCCCGCCGCUGCCCUUCUCAGCAGCUGUGCUCUACCUCCAGAACAACCGCAUCGACAACAGCGGCCUGCCCACCUCGCUGGAACACCGUGUGGCUGUGCGUGUCGUCUACCUGUACGACAAUGAACUGGAUGACUUCCCCAUGCACCUGCCGCCAUCGCUGCGUGAGCUGCACCUGCAGGACAACAACAUCCGCACGCUGCCACGCUCGGCACUGGCACGGCUGCCGCUGCUGGAGAAGCUUCACCUGGACGACAACUCCAUAUCAACGGUGAGCAUUGAGGAGCAGGCCUUCGCCGACAACCCGCGACUCCGCCUGCUCUUCCUGUCACGUAACCACCUGUCCAGUAUCCCCUCCGGCUUGCCAUCCUCUCUGGAGGAGCUCAGGCUGGACGACAACCGCAUCUCCACCAUCCCAACGCACGCCUUCCGGGGGCUCUCCUCACUACGCCGCCUCGUGCUGGAUGGCAACCUACUAGCCAACCAGCGGAUCGCCGACGAUACCUUCUCGCGCCUCUCCAACCUGACCGAGCUCUCACUGGUGCGCAACUCCCUGCAGACACCACCGCUGAACCUGCCCAGCGCGCAUCUGCAGCGCCUCUACCUGCAGGACAAUGCUCUCACCCACAUGCCUAGGGGCUCCCUGGACGGCAUGCGCCGGCUACAGCGGCUUGAUCUGUCAGGCAACAAUCUGACCACUCUGCCGCGGGGCCUCUUCCGUGACCUGGAUGGCCUGACGCAGCUGCUGGCGCGCGGCAACCCAUGGCACUGCGGCUGCAACCUACGCUGGCUGCACGACUGGCUGCACGCCCGGGGCUCCUCGGUCACAGUGCGGGGCCUCACUUGCCAGGGCCCCGACAGGGUGCGGGGCAUGGCCCUCAGGGACCUCAAUGUCCACAUGGAGGACUGCGAGGCCGUGGGUGGAGGCCUCGGAGGCUCGGGGGGAGCCGGGGGUGGGGGGAGAGUCGGAAGCCCACCUGUCACGCCAUCCUCCACUACCAUGCCCCUGCCCCAGGGCUCCCUCUUCACGCUGCGCUCCAAGCGCCCAGGGUUGCGGCUCCCGGACUCCCGCCUAGACUACCCCAUGGGCGGCAAUGGUGCUGGCAAGACUCUGCUGCUCAAAGUGAAGCCACUGACGCCCGACACCAUCCACAUCACCUGGCUGGCCACGCACCCCGCCCCCUCCUUCCGGCUCAGCUGGCUGCGCCUGGGCAACAGCCCGGCCGUGGGCUCUAUAACGGAGACGCUGGUGCCAGGCGACCGGCGCGAGUACUUGCUUAGCGCCCUGCAGCCCCAGUCCACCUACAUAAUCUGUAUGGUGCCGUUGGCUGUGAGCUCUGGCAAGGGCACCAUUGCAGCAAACACAGACUCCGACGAGACCCCAGUGUGCGCCAAGACAGAGACCUCGGACAUUGCGGAGCCCGGCUCCGACCCUGACGGGGAGCGCAGCUCUGAACGGCUCGCUGCUCUCCCUUUGGCAGGGAUCAUCGGGGGGGCCACCGCUCUGGUGUCACUGGCCCUCAUCUUUGGCAUAUUCUGUUGGUAUGGACACCGGGCCGGCUACCUCUCCACUCGCGAGCAGGCCACCUACAGCCGCGGUGGUGCCUCGCGUGCUGGCAAGCACUAUGACGACUAUGUUGAGUCGGGCACUAAGAAGGACACCUCCAUCCUGGAGAUCCGGGGGCCGGGCUUCCAGAUGAUGCCCAUGGAUGCCCAGCAACCGCUGCGGCCUAAGCCCCGGGAGGACUACAUAAUCCACACCAUCUUCCCUUCCAAUGGCACCAGCCUUUACAAGAGCAGCCACCAGGACGUGGCAAAUGCUGGGUACGGCACCAACCGGGGUUACAGGGAAGGGGGCAUCCCCGACAUAGACUACUCCUACACGUGAUAGCGCCCCCUGCAGGCCCUCGGCCCUCUCUCCAAAGCGCUCCCUUGUGCCUCAUGAGUUCCAUUCCAACCGACCUUUACUUUAACAAACCGAGCCUUCGAAAUGCUAUUUUGAAACCCAGAAUUUUAUGAUUAAAAAAGAAAAAAAAAAGUUUAUCAAAGAGAAAGUAAAAGUUUCAGCAAAUGAUAUAACUUUUAGAGCACUGGUACUUAAAUAUACCUCUUGUUAUUUUUUGUUUGUGCUGUAUUUCUUUUUAAAAUGGACUGAAAUAGGGCAAAGUGGGUCAACACUGAUUGGAAUGGAAAAGUGGGAUAUAAAGGGGCUGGGUGUGUACAGAAAUGUGUGUAGGGUUAGUCACUGCUUUCCCGUAAGCUUCUCCUCUACUUCUUCCAUUUCUGUCGUAGGCUUAGUCCAUGGGAGGAGCUGACAGUGCUGGUGACAAUGUGACAAUGCAGGGAGACCUGAAUCGCAAUGGAUUUCGGUUAAAUUAAUUUAUUUUUAAAGAAGGAAAGUGUUGGGGAGGGUGAUGUAUUCACACUUCCCAAAAAUGAGGCCUGUUCGUCAAGCAUCCCGACACAAAUAAAAGACAGAAAUGUCGCUGCAAUUCCUCAAUUCUGACAUUUCAAAAUGUAAAAAUCAAGUCUUUAAAAGGAAGCAUUUUUUUCCAAAACCUAAUUGCUGUAAUAAUACUUGACCAGUAUGUGCCAAGCCAAGCGGCCCCGCUUUCUGCAGAGUGCCGGUUCAGAUGGUGUCAGAACAUGCCUCAACACAUUGUCAGUUAUUUUUUUUUCACAAAGAAAAUCAACAGUGACAAUCGCAAAAAUUCCUUGCUCCCGUGUCGUGCGAAUGAAGCACUCCACACACCGAAGAGACGGCAGGCGAGGUCAAAUAGAAAUUCAUGACCCGCCUCUAAGAGUACAGAUAAACUGAUAAAGGAUGCUUCCAAAAGUUUUUAAAAAGUGGCUGCAGAAAAUGGACACUGGGCGGCCCGGACGGUCAUACACUGUCAGACUUUAAUGGCUGGAUAGAGUGGUGGUUAGAGCUGGGGGGUGGGGGGGCUCCAUGGAAUUCAGGGAUACUCAUAACCGCAACACUGUGGACCUUCUCACUGGGCGAGUGGUGAGACUAGCAGGUGGUUCUCUCUCCUAAGCUUUCUUUUUCACCGCCAUUGGGUUUGAAGGCUUAAAACAGCCCACUUUCUAUUUAACUGGUGCAGCACUUAAAAGCAGCAGACAGGGAGAAUGACAAAAGGGCCUGAAAAACAAAGGGAUACACUGGGUAAGAGGAGCCUAACAAUAAGGAUCAUCAAACGGCAGCGAUCACGCAGGACCUUGGCUGUCUAUGUACGUUUGCCCAAUCGUUCUAUUUAGCUGAAGAGUGCUCCAGUUGCCUGUCAUGGAAGACUAUUACUGUACUCUUGUGAAAAGAUGGCUUCGGAUUUUACAGUUGAAUUAAACACUAGACACAUAUAAAGAAUACAUGUUUUAUACUAUACUGACACACCAGUAUGCGAAUCCAUCCAUCCAUGCUCCCUUUCAAUUUACCUAGUGCAGGGUCAUUGCACUGCAUGUAUAACGUUACACAUUCUAGGCCAGGGAACAAACAUCCCCCCUUUUAAAAUCUCAUUAGCGCCGAGCUGAACUGCAGUGGUUGCGGUGACGUGUAAUGUAGACUUAAAAGUAGGUAAAACUUUCCCCCAGUGCGGUGCACAGGUGAGCGUGUGUAUGGUUAUUACGGUAAUCCAUCUAAAUCAGGGAUCUCCCUCUAAAACGUAAUCCUUAGAAGUCAAAGCCGAAAUCCGUGUCACCUUUAUCCAAAGCAGGGGUUUGCUUUAACAAGAAUGUUUCAACGAACGAAAGGGUGUUUCCAUUUUGGGCUGGAAUUCCCCCUCCGCGUGGUCAGAUAUCUCCGGAGCAUACUGCCAGUUUGAAUCCUCUACCUUCGUUUCAUGCACCUUCACUGUUUCAGUUGUGGCGUGUCAUACUGUUUAUUUUUGGCUAUACCUUCCUGCAUGUCCAUGUGUCUGUCCACCUGUGGCCCAUCCAUACAGUCAUCUCAGACCCCCCAGAAGCUACUAGGUGUGCUAGUGAAAUGCCGAAGACCACCCCUCCCCCCAUACGUACUCCUGCAAAUGCUAAUGGUGGUUUAUGCUUUUCAAUUUGCCUCCACAACAAAAACCUAUAAAGCUGAAAGAGAUAAAUGCAGGGCGGACGCCAGAUGGUUGCUGUUUCGUUUUAAUGGCGCCCCAUUCUGCCAGUUAAGACGUCGCCAGCUAAUUACAGCUAAGGGGAGGUGGCAGGUAGCCGCAAGGUUAAGAAGCGACCGGCGGUGUGUUUGUGGGGGUGUGUGUGUGUUAGCACACCUUUUCUCACGGGUAAGCAGUGUGGACUGAUGGCCUAGAGACACUGCGGGCAAUACUGCUGAACAAACAGGAAGCGGUCACAGCUGGGAAACUUCCAGAACAUGCCGCAUGGUUCCUUCACCCGCCUGUCCUCUCUAGUGUGCUGGGGGGGGGGGGGGGGGGGGGGGG
Messenger RNA from Brienomyrus brachyistius, 5180 nucleotides. It is a transcript of the gene flrt1b, whose product is annotated as fibronectin leucine rich transmembrane protein 1b. NCBI's taxonomy places the organism in Eukaryota, Metazoa, Chordata, Actinopteri, Osteoglossiformes, Mormyridae. The transcript is spliced from 3 exons. Gene Ontology annotation, molecular function: protein binding. The record is from RefSeq and is a predicted model, not a curated record. Bases 560 to 2650 code for a protein of 696 amino acids.